AUGAGCAGUGGCCCCGCCCCUCUCUGGUGGGGGAGAGAGGAGCAGUGUGGCCCCUCCCCCUCUGGUGGGGGAGAGAGGAGCAGUGGCCCCUCCCCCCUCUGGUGGGGGAGCGAGGAGCAGUGGCCCCUCCCCUCUCUGGUGGGGGAGAGAGGAGCAGUGGCCCCUCCCCCCUCUGGCGGGGGAGAGAGGAGCAGUGGCCCCUCCCCUCUCUGGUGGGGGAGAGAGGAGCAGUGGCCCCUCCCCUCUCUGGUGGGGGAGAGAGGAGCAGUGGCCCCCCCUCUCUGGGUGAAGACGAGCUGCUCCCGUGAGGAUUCCGUGGACUCUCUAAUUAACCUCUUAUCAAAAUGUUUUUCUCUCCCACACUUGAAACAGCCUCUCCGCCUCCCCCUGAGCUGCCCCGGGGUGAAUCCUCAGGCAGCAGCGCCCCCUACUGCUCAGACUGGACACGGCGCUUUAAAUCUCACUCACUUUAAAUGA
Molecule: messenger RNA, 477 nt
Organism: Knipowitschia caucasica
Lineage: Eukaryota; Metazoa; Chordata; Actinopteri; Gobiiformes; Gobiidae
Source: the annotation of a GenBank genome assembly